Molecule: messenger RNA, 1164 nt
Organism: Eremothecium sinecaudum
Lineage: Eukaryota; Fungi; Ascomycota; Saccharomycetes; Saccharomycetales; Saccharomycetaceae
Gene: WSC2
Product: Wsc2p
Exons: 1
Coding region: 1-1164 (387 amino acids)
Source: RefSeq, a predicted model, not a curated record
AUGUUGUACUUCGAACUGACAAAUUUUGUGUUGAGUGUGCUGUUUGUAGUGGGUUGUAUGGCCGAUGAUUACGUGUCACAAGGCUGUUAUUCUAGAUCUGAUCUGAAGGAUGCGUUGAAGAGGAAUAAUCAGUAUAAAUAUCAGUCGCAGUCGUACUGUAAGAUGAAGUGUGGGAAUACCGCGCUGGUAGCUCUUAUUGAGGGAGAUCUUUGCUACUGUGGUGAUGACGAUAGUAUAUUGAACAAGGUAUCGCCUGUUGAGGAUUCAAAGUGUUCUGAUCCAUGCAAGGGUUAUCCAUACGAGUUAUGUGGAGGAGAUGAUUUCUUCACCGUGUUCUUGAACAGCAAGCUGGUCGAUGACAUUAAACCCCGCAGUAGCAGUAGUUCCUCGUCCAGUACGUCGCGUCCUUCUAGUACCGCAUCCCAGUCUUCAUCUAGAAGCACUUCUAGUUCGAGCUCUUCGAGCUCUUCUAAGCCACCAGCUUCCUCGGCGCCUAGCAGCCCCAGCUCCUCACCGCCAUCUUCGUCUCCACCACCGCCCACGCCUACUACAACCGAUGACACCACCUCAUCUUCCAGCCCGUUAUCAACCAUUUUGUCAACAUCGGAAGUUACUACUGAGAAGACUAUAGUUAACAGUGACAAUCAGACCCGCACGACUGUGAUCACUGCUACGAACGUUAUCUACGUCAGUCCUACGGCAUCCUCGGCCUCAUCAAGUUCCGCAGACCCGACAACUACCUCUAAUCCAUCUGCGGUUCCAAACAGAAAAUCGCUUUCUGGCGGUGCGAUUGCUGGGAUUGUUGUCGGUGUGGCUAUAUUUGUCGCAUUGGCACUUCUGUUGGCGGUCUUUUUAUGGCAUCGCCGGGAGGACGAGGAUUCCGAUAUCUCGGACUUCGAACAGAAGAGAUUCCAUCAACCCUACUCGCUGGGCGAUCAAGAUCCAUUGCCAGCACAUCCAAUUCCUCCAACACUUUCACAUAGCAAUAAUCAUGGGGGAAUGGCUCAACGCCAGGUCAAUCCUGUGUCACAUAUGAACGGUAAUACUUCUCAAUUUUCACAAUACCCAGAGCCAACAUAUGGCCAGCCUAAAAUAGCUGAUAGCUCGCUGCCAGAUGUCGUUACAGAGAGCAGGCAUUUACGAAUUGCUAAUCCGGACAACUAA